CCUGUCACUCGAAUAAUUUCAGAAUUCAUUCAAACUUUUAUUAAUAAAAUUUAAGACAACAAUGUUCCGCAAUCAGUAUGAUAACGAUACUACUGUGUGGAGUCCCCAAGGUCGCCUCUUCCAGGUGGAGUAUGCCAUGGAGGCGGUAAAACAGGGAUCAGCCACCGUGGGCCUGAAGAACACUGACUUUGCAGUGCUCGUCGCUCUGUGCCGUACAUCGAAGGACACCAACACGCUCCAAAGGAAGAUCAUGCCGGUGGAUUCACAUGUAGGUAUGUCCAUAUCUGGACUGACAGCAGAUGCUCGCCAGGUGUGCCAGUACAUGAGAACCGAGUGCAUGGCCUAUAGGCACUCCUACGACUCGGAGUUUCCGGUCCGCCGUUUGGUGGCCAAUCUGGGGAACAAGCUGCAGGCCACAACACAGCGUUACGAUCGCCGGCCUUAUGGAGUGGGCAUGCUGGUGGCCGGUUACGAUGAACAGGGUCCUCAUAUUUACCAAAUAAUGCCGACGGCCAAUGUCCUCAACUGCAAGGCCAUGGCCAUAGGCUCUCGUUCACAGAGUGCCCGCACCUAUUUGGAGCGGAACAUGGAGAGUUUCGAGAGCUGCAGCAAGGAUGAACUUAUCUGUCACGGAAUUCAGGCCAUUCGAGGUUCUUUGGGUCACGAUGACUCCGAAAAUCUAACCAUCAAUGUGGCCAUCGUCGGCAAGGGUUUGCCAUUCAAAAUGCUUACUGAUGCAGAGAACCAGUUCUAUCUGAAAGUAGUCGAGGCUUUGAACCCGUUGCCGGGGCAAGAUUCUUUAUCCGAGGAGGGUAUGAGUGAUGAUGAUAUGAUGGGUCAAGGACCAAGUGGCAGUGGUAUUCCUGGCCAUGAUGCAACUGAUAUUGGAUCCAAUGCAUCCACAACGGGCAAUUAGGCACUUCAGAUAGCUGAUAAACUUUAACAGAGUAUACAAAAUUUAUUGUUUCGUUUAAAAUGUUAUUAAAGUUAUAUGAAUUAUAAAUA
This is a messenger RNA of Drosophila eugracilis, 1005 nucleotides long. It is a transcript of the gene Prosalpha6T, whose product is annotated as proteasome subunit alpha type-1. Gene Ontology annotation, cellular component: proteasome core complex; nucleus; proteasome core complex, alpha-subunit complex. The record is from RefSeq and is a predicted model, not a curated record. The transcript has a single exon. The coding region runs from base 62 to 916 and encodes 284 amino acids. Lineage: Eukaryota; Metazoa; Arthropoda; Insecta; Diptera; Drosophilidae. Gene Ontology annotation, biological process: ubiquitin-dependent protein catabolic process.